ACAAAGAGAGCAGAGAAACACUAUGCAUCACACACCACUCAACUCCGGUCCCCAUAUCUGUUUCAACCAAUAACAUCUCUUCUUUCCAUAUCUUUAUCUAUUCAUUUUUCUCCUUUUCUAUUUAAUUUAAUUUUUCCUUUCAUCUCUUCUUUCCCCUAACCAAAUUUAACUUCCACUCUAUAUUAAUAAUAAAUAAUAAAAAGCAGAAAAAAAAUAAAAAAAAUAAAAUCUAGUAAUAGCUAGCAGCAAGAAGGUUUUUUCCAGUGUGCAGCUGGAUAGCUUAUUCAGUGGUUCUAAAAGUUCUAAACUAUACAUUUUUGCAUAGUUGCAAUUUUUUAAGAACUUGGGAAGUUUCUGAAAGAAAUAGGUUCAGUUGAUUUAUAGUAUAAUAGGAAAAAUUGAUGGUAUAAUAAUGGCUACUGCAGCAGUUAUUGGAUUAAGUGGAGGAAAGAGGCUAUUGAGUUCAUCUUAUCAUUAUUCAGAUAUUAUAGAAAAGUUUUCUCAUGCAUGUGACUUUGGUUCCACACAGUAUCAACUUCCUCCUUCAAAAUCUGUAAUAGUUGCAAAGAAAUCAUCAAAAUACACUCCAACUUUUCCACCAGAAAGGAAGAAUCAGUCUAUCAAGGCACUUAAGGAACACGUUGUCGAUAGCGCGCAAGCUGAUUCGGAACAAUGGUUUCAGGGAUACAAUUCUAAUGACUUUGAGGUUGAAAGCUCUGACAUGGAUUAUUCAUUGGAUUCACUUCUUUUGCUGCAGAAGUCAAUGUUGGAAAAGCAAUGGAGUCUUUCGUUUGAAAGGAAAGUGUUGAGUGAGAAUUCGAGGAGAGAAAAGAUCCGGAGGAAGGUAUCGGUGACUUGUUCUGGAGUGUCUGCAAGGCAAAGAAGAAUGACAACCAAGAGGAAGGUUGCUGCUAAAAGUGGUUCUGCAGUGAUGCAGCUGAGGUCUACAAUCAGUCCCGAACUUAUUCAAAACCGUUUGAAGGGAUAUGUGAAAGGUGUCGUGUGUGACGAAUUGCUCUCUCAUGCUGAAGUUGUAAAGCUAUCGGAGAAAAUUAAAGCUGGCCUUUCUUUAGAUGAGCAUAAAUCCAGACUGAAGGAAAGAUUAGGAAGUGAACCUUCCGAUGAUCAAGUUGCAACUUCGUUGAAGAUUUCUCGAGCUGAUCUACGAGCUAAAAUAAUAGAGUGCUCUUUAGCAAGAGAAAAGUUAACUAUGAGCAAUGUUCGCUUAGUUUUGUCGAUUGCUCAAAGAUAUGAUAAUAUGGGUGCUGAAAUGGGUGACCUUGUUCAGGGUGGCUUGAUUGGACUACUUCGUGGGAUUGAGAAGUUUGAUUCUUCAAAAGGGUUCAAGAUUUCAACUUAUGUUUAUUGGUGGAUACGACAGGGUGUUUCAAGAGCUCUAGUUGAGAAUUCAAGAACAUUAAGAUUGCCCGCUCAUUUGCAUGAGAGGUUAUCUCUGAUCCGCAAUGCAGAGUAUAAACUCGAAGAGAGAGGCAUCACUCCAACUAUUGAUAGAAUUGCAAAAAGCCUUAAUAUGUCUCAAAGGAAAGUCAGAAAUGCUACUGAGGCUACAAGCAAAGUUUUCUCCUUAGAUAGGGAAGCAUUCCCCUCUCUGAAUGGUCUUCCAGGAGACACUCAUCAUAGCUUUAUUGCAGAUAAACAAAAUGAGAACAUCCCAUGGAAUGUAGUAGAUGAGUGGGCUCUAAAGGAAGAAGUGAACAGACUCAUUAAUCUGACCCUUGUGGAACGAGAGAGAGAAAUUAUUCGUCUUUAUUAUGGAUUGGAUAAAGAAUGUCUUACAUGGGAAGACAUUAGUAAACGGAUAGGUUUGUCGAGAGAAAGAGUAAGGCAAGUUGGACUUGUUGCAUUGGAGAAACUAAAACAUGCCGCAAGGAAGAGGGAGAUGGAAGCCAUGCUUUUGAAAUAUUGAUAUGAUGGACUCAUCAUAGAGACAUGUAUAUAUACAGAACAGAAAGGAAGUAUGUACCUAGAAAUUUGACUUCCUGAUGAAAAUAGACGAGAGAAGACUAUAUAAGGGAAGAUUGAAGUUCAUAAACCCCCUGAAAAUAUUGUCUUUUGGAGUAAUUAUGUUUUAUCAAAAAUGUUGAAGGAUUAAUUUUAUAGAUCUCAACUUUCUAUUCCAAAAUUAUGAGGCGUCUGUUUCCUAGGAAGACUUGUAUCAAGAGGAGUUUCAUGAGCUAGAUACAAUUAUGUUUAUAGUAUGAAUAGCAUUUAACAUUUACUUUUAUGUCUAUCUACUAAAGUAUCACUUUGAGGUGUUA
Medicago truncatula (barrel medic) is the source of this 2279-nucleotide messenger RNA. RefSeq names its product RNA polymerase sigma factor sigA. Gene Ontology annotation, molecular function: DNA-binding transcription factor activity. The record is from RefSeq and is a predicted model, not a curated record. NCBI's taxonomy places the organism in Eukaryota, Viridiplantae, Streptophyta, Magnoliopsida, Fabales, Fabaceae. The transcript is spliced from 10 exons. Bases 413 to 1927 code for a protein of 504 amino acids. Gene Ontology annotation, biological process: DNA-templated transcription initiation; regulation of DNA-templated transcription.